AUGGAUACAGACCCCCAACUUCCGCCACCCGGUGAGCCAAAUCGCCGCCAUUCCGAAGAAUCAAUUCGAGAUUCGGACCUGCCCCAACUCCAUGUUUUGAAGAAGCGCAAAGUCACGAGCGAGGCCGAAAUCAAGAAAGGCAAGAGCUUUUUGAAAUCACAAGCCUCCUUUGAUAUCAACUUUUGGACCCAAGCCGCUAAAUUUGAAGAACUAGAGCUCAAAGACGCCAACAUUAAGCGCAAAAUUUCAAUAUGCAACUCGGGAUUAAGCGAAGCCGAGUGGAGCGAGACCAACAAAGAUUCACAGGGAAUUAUUGAACAAAUCAGAGCCUCAGAACAAUCCAGGAAGAUUUGCGAAAGACAGCUCCACAAGCUUGAACCCACAAGUCGAUGGAGAGGUUUCCGAGCUUCAUUCAUGCAGUUUUUCACAACUUCCAAGAUUGGUCUUGGGAUUCAGUCAACGGGGACUGGCAAACGCGAUAGUAGGGUUCAACAAGAGUUUCGACAGCGUUUAAUCCAAGAAUAUCAAGCCCAUCAUCCGGGACAAAAGUGGCUGUGGUGUCCUAUCCUUGGGGAGUAUCAGGCUCCCGAGCUGGUCAUCGCUGCACACCUUUUCCCAUGGAAACAUGGGCAAACCAAUAUGAAUGCUAUUUUUGGUAAAAAGAAAGACAGCGAGCUCUUUUCACCCCGAAAUGGGGUAUUGAUAAGCCGGCAAAUCGAAGAGGUUUUUGAUAUCGGGAAAUUGGCUAUUGUCCCUUGGCUUCCCGAUAAUAACGGGUUCAAAUUUGAAGCACUCAAACAUUGGCUGGAUUGCGAGCAACGAGAAUAUCAAAUGAAGGUUUUGGAUCUAAAAUGGGACCGUCUACGAGAUCAAGUCACCCCGUAUCACCCCCUUACAUUCCAAGAUCUCGAUGGUCGAAAAUUGCAUUUUCUUGGCCCUGCUCGACCCGCGGCGCGGUAUGUCUAUUUUCACUACUGUAUUCAAGUCUUGCGCUCAGCUUGGCAGAUGAAUGAGGCGAAAAAUUCCCAUGGAGCUGCCAAAUUAUUGGAAGACGAGAAUGGCAAGCCUUUUUGGGGCACGCCUGGGAGGUACCUCCCUAAAAAUAUGCUACUGGCGCUCGUUGAGGAGCUUGGUCACGACUACGAAGCGCUCUUGGAUGGGGCUAGUUGUAAUCAAUCGGGAGACCCCGAUUUACUGUUGAAACUGGCAGUCGACCAGGUCAAAUCUCGCCGCCGAUCAAAUUUGGAUGGGGUAUUCGAACCGAGUGACUCGGAAUUGGAGUCCGAGGUCGAUAGUGAAGAAACGGAGACCGAAGAAUGA
This is a messenger RNA of Penicillium angulare, 1320 nucleotides long. Its product is annotated as HNH endonuclease signature motif containing protein. The record is from RefSeq and is a predicted model, not a curated record. The transcript has a single exon. NCBI's taxonomy places the organism in Eukaryota, Fungi, Ascomycota, Eurotiomycetes, Eurotiales, Aspergillaceae. The coding region runs from base 1 to 1320 and encodes 439 amino acids.